AUGUCCUCUUCUCAGUGGGCAUCCAAGCCACAGAAUUUUCCAUCUUCUGGAUUUAAGUUACUUGACUCAUCCUUCUGUAUUGAAGAAGAGACACUACCUACGUAUCAAGCCGAAAAAUAUUAUCCAGUCCAACAGGGAGAAAUACUCAACAGUCGAUAUCAGGUAUUAGCUAAGUUAGGCUACGGAGUCACGUCCACUGUAUGGUUUGCUCGUGACUUGAUAAAUUCCAGCUAUGUUGCUUUGAAAAUAUACGUGACAGGUGAGAAAAGAGCUGGUGAACUGAAAAUCUAUCAUCAUUUGAAUUCCAUAAAGUGCGAGCAUGGAGGUAGAAGAUAUAUUCGAAAACUAUUAGAUCAUUUUGUUAUUACGGGUCCUCACGGUCAACAUAUCUGCCUCGUUCACGAACCUUUAGGGAUGAGUGCGAGUGAGCUGCUAGAUUGGAUUCCUGGAAAAGCAGUGACUCUUGAGGAUAUGAAACCUCUUAUCCGACAGUUACUGGGUGUGUUGGACUUCCUACAUUCUGUAGCUGGUGUGAUCCACACGGAUCUUCAACUAAGGAAUUUGCUUCUUCCUACACCAGAGCCAGAGGCGCUUUCUAAAUUUGAGGAAAGGGAGAUUAAAAUGCCAUCACCACGAAAAGUGCUUCAAGACCGUACAAUCUACAAGUCUUCCCGCUUCCCUCCUGGAAGCGGACUACCACUUCUCAGCGAUUUUGGCGAAGCUCGGCUCAGUAAUGAGAAGAAUGACGACGAUAUUAUGCCAAAUCCUUACAGGGCGCCUGAAGUGAUUUUAAGAGCAAGCUGGGAUUAUAAAGUUGAUAUCUGGAGUGUCGCUAUGAUUGCAUGGGACAUCGUGAGCUCCUCUACACUCAUCAAAGGCAUAAAUUCAGAUGAUAUAUUUGAUGAUCGUGUCCAUCUUGCAGAACUGGUUGCACUUUUAGGCUGUCCACCACCUAACUUUUGUGAACGAAGCGAUCUCAGUUCUGUUUUCUGGGACGACUCCGGCGUCUGGAAAGGAUUAGCCCCGAUACCUGAUAUUACAUUCGAAUCUUUAGCUGCUAACAUCAGGGGGGAAGACAAGGACGGGUUUCUACGAUGGAUCCGACGGGCUUUGCAAUGGAACCCUUCUGGCCGACCGACAGCUCUUGAGCUCUUGGAUGACGAGUGGUUGAUGAAGGGACUGGAACUAGGGAAACGAGAAGGGGCCACUAAACCAUGAUUUACCUUUUUCUCUCUGUCUUUAGUGAAACCAGGUGUUACUGCCAUAUUUCUAUACUCUGGUCAAUCAAUAUGUUCCUUGGAG
Messenger RNA from Aspergillus sclerotioniger CBS 115572, 1302 nucleotides. RefSeq names its product U4/U6 small nuclear ribonucleoprotein PRP4. The record is from RefSeq and is a predicted model, not a curated record. Bases 1 to 1218 code for a protein of 405 amino acids. Gene Ontology annotation, molecular function: ATP binding; protein kinase activity. Gene Ontology annotation, biological process: protein phosphorylation; regulation of mRNA processing; spliceosomal complex assembly. Lineage: Eukaryota; Fungi; Ascomycota; Eurotiomycetes; Eurotiales; Aspergillaceae. The transcript has 4 exons.